This is a messenger RNA of Gamsiella multidivaricata, 1410 nucleotides long. RefSeq lists its product as uncharacterized. The record is from RefSeq and is a predicted model, not a curated record. NCBI's taxonomy places the organism in Eukaryota, Fungi, Mortierellomycota, Mortierellomycetes, Mortierellales, Mortierellaceae. Gene Ontology annotation, cellular component: mitochondrion. The transcript has 10 exons. Gene Ontology annotation, molecular function: iron ion binding; trimethyllysine dioxygenase activity. Bases 1 to 1410 code for a protein of 469 amino acids. Gene Ontology annotation, biological process: carnitine biosynthetic process.
AUGAACACCGCAACAUCCUUAGCAGCCCUGCGCAGACUGGUUUCGCCCUCAAAAGCUGCUACUCGAUGCUUGACAACUCUUCAAUGCUCCUCCUCUUCAUUCAGCACAAAGAUAGCACCAGCAAUUCUCGCCUCAAGAACGGUUUCCCCCUUUCUUAAUAACUCUCGUCUGGCCUUUGCUCAGCCUUCCUGUUACUCCUCAUGGGCUACCCAGCGACUCUACUCAACAGAGACCAAGAGGCUGGUGGAUCAAGACGACAAGAACAAUGUUUCUGUUGUGGACAAGAAAGUGCACCUCAAUUGGAUCGAUGGCACCACCAGCCGAUUCCAUUCGUUUUGGCUACGGGAUCACUGCCACUGCCCUGAGUGCUAUCAUUCAGUUACCAAGCAACGACUCUUCGAUACUUUUAAGAUCCCCCGCGACAUCAAACCGAAGUCCGUUACACUCACAUCAAUGGGACUCGAGGUGAUCUGGGAUGCCGAUAAUCACAAGAGCCACUACAGUUACGGUUGGUUGCAGAAACACUCGUAUGAUCCAAAGAUCAGGGACCCAUUCAAGGCCGAGGGUGCGACGAAGAUUACAUGGGACAACUCGAUUGCCUCCAAGCUACCAGAGGUCCCUUACAAGGAGGUCAUGGAUUCCGACAAGGGCCUUGCCACAUGGCUCAAUAACAUCCAUGUAUACGGUUUCUCUUAUGUGAGCGGGGUACCCGUUACGACAGACGCAACAGAGGCGCUGGCAAAACGCAUUGCCUUUAUUCGUGAAACACAUUAUGGUGGAUUCUGGGACUUCACAUCAGAUCUGGGACAUGGAGACACGGCCUACACGGACAUUCCUCUGGGCGCUCAUACGGAUACGACAUAUUUUACAGACCCCGCAGGCCUGCAAAUGUUCCAUCUUUUGUACCAUGAUGGCGAAGGCGGACAUAACCUGCUCGUUGACGGGUUCCACUGCGCCAAGGUGCUCAAGGAAAAGUACCCUCAAUCUUACAAGGUUCUCUCCGAGAUCGGUGUCCCUUCUCACAGUGCUGGCGAUGCCGCAACCCAUAUCAUCCCCACGCCCAGACGCAACCCGAUCCUGAACCACGAUCCUGACACUCAGGAUCUUGUUCAAGUCCGGUUCAACAACGACGACCGCUCGACCCUGGAUCAUCUAGAUCCUAGCCAGGUCGACGCCUUUUAUUCUGCCCUGUUUGACUGGAACGAGGUCUUGACGGACGAGAAGCAUAUGCUCUGGACGAAAUUUCAACCCGGACGUGUCCUGAUCUUCGAUAACUGGAGAUGCCUCCAUGGCCGCUCUGGAUUUACGGGCAAGCGCAGGAUGUGCGGCGCCUACACUAACUGGGACGACUAUCGCUCGCGCUGGAGAACUCUCAACACCUCGCCGGAGCAGCUCGCUGAGGACCUGUAA